Saprolegnia diclina VS20 is the source of this 393-nucleotide messenger RNA. RefSeq lists its product as hypothetical. The coding region runs from base 1 to 393 and encodes 130 amino acids. Lineage: Eukaryota; Oomycota; Saprolegniomycetes; Saprolegniales; Saprolegniaceae. The record is from RefSeq and is a predicted model, not a curated record. The transcript has a single exon.
AUGGAGUGGAUCUACCUGCUCAUCUUGCUGCCGCUGCUCGACUAUAUCCCGAGCUGCUGCUACGCGAGGCGCUUUGCGCUCAUCGCGCCCAAAGGCGACGCGGCGACGACGGGCCGCGCCAACGUAGCGCGCGUCGUGCACCAGGGCGAGCGCCUGGAGACCAAGUUGGCGUACCACCUCAUCCCGCUCGUGCUCGCGCUCGUGAGUCUCCAGCUCUGCAGCAUCUACGCGCUUCCCCUUCCGCUCUACGUCCUUGGCGGCCUCGGUCUUCUCAUGGUCGUUCUCGUCGCGCAGUGCAUUCGGCUUGCGAUCGCGUUGCGCGUGCUGCAGGACGAACAAGACCAGUGGGAAGCGUGGAUUGAGCGCGAACUCUCGCCCUACUACACGAGCUAA